UUCAGUUGCUACAAUUAAUACCUCCGUACACGAUUUACUAAUUAGAGCUCCAUCCCACCCCUCCCCUCCCCGGUUUCAAUUGGCGGCCAACAUCGUCUCGCGCGCCAACAUUGGAAACGUGAUGAAGCUGCUGCGCUAUCUCAGCAUUGCGCUGCCCUGCCUCGGGGCGGCGAACGCGAGGCCGCGCGUAUUCGAUAGCAAACACCACGUUUCAUACCACGGGCUCGACCGCAAUGGGAUUGAGGUCUUCCUCGGGAUCCCCUACGGCCAGGACACGAGCGGCGCCAACCGCUUCAAGCCGCCCAGGAGGCAUGUUCCUCUCCCCGGGACUGAGAUCGAAGCGACCUCCUACGGCCCCAGCUGCCCGCAGCAGUUUGGGCAAUGGGCGGUCCCCAUCUCGUUGGGCAACAUCACGGAUGUCUCCGAGGACUGUUUGAGGCUGAACGUGGCGAGACCGCGAGGCACACACCCAUGGGACCGGUUACCGGUCAUGGUGUACAUCCACGGCGGCAGCUUCUGGGCGGGGAACAACCAUGAUCCCACCAUCCUGCCGGACGGGCUCGUCCUCGAGUCGGUGUGGAACGGGCUGCCUGUCAUUCAUGUCGCCAUGAACUACCGCCUCGGCUUCUUUGGAUUCGCGCAGUCCGGCGCGCUCGAGUCCGAGGGUUCCGAGAAUGCCGGUCUCAGGGACCAGCGGCUCGCUAUCGAGUGGGUAAGGGACAACAUUGAGCUGUUCGGAGGCGAUCCGGGCAGAAUUACCAUCUUCGGGCAGUCUUCGGGCGGCCUCUCAGUUGGCUUGCACAUAAUGGCCUACGGAGGCACCAAGCCGGUCCCCUUUCAGCAGGGCAUCUGCCAGAGCCAGGCACUCGAGCCCGGUAUCACGGGAAACUUUACCAUCAAUGCCAUGCAGGCCCUGGUAGACUAUGUCGGCUGCAACGCGACGGAUCUUCAUUCCCUCGAAACGAUUGCCUGCUUGAGGGCACUCGACACCAAGACCCUCCUCGACGCCAGCCUGUCCACCUAUCGUGACGACCUCAACAUCGGCGACAUCUGGCUGCCCGUGGUCGACAACGACUUCCUCCCGGCCGCCCCCUCGACGCUGAUCCGAGAGGGGCGCUUCGCCAACGUGACCACCAUGAUCGGCUGGUGCAAUAACGACCUCACCUUCUUCACCGAUCCCGAGAUCCAGACGCCCGAGGACACGCGGGACUUCAUCUCCGGCUACGCCCCCGGCCUGACCAGCGAAAACGUGGACAAGCUCCUGUCUCUCUACCCCGUGUCCGACUUUGCGAGCGCGGCGACCGACACCUUGUCCGCCGAGUUCUUCCGCGCCUCCAGGAUCUUCCGCGACAUCCUCAUGACCUGCGAGCCGCUGUUUUACGCCGAACACAUCGCCCGGGCCGGCAACGCCGUCUACCUGUACGACUGGAACCAGACCAUCCUCGAGCCCUUCCUCGAGCAGAAGACGGGCCGGGCCGGCUGGGGACCCAUCCACACGGCCGAGUUCGCCUACGUCUUUGGCAACCUGUCGCAUUACGACAUCGACGGCUUCCCCUUCAACCCGUCCUGGGCCGACUACCAGCUGGCCGUCCGGGGAUCCCGCUCCUGGUCGACCUUCGCGGCCACCGGCCGGCCGGGCAGCCUGGGGGGCCGUGACACCUUCACGGGGUUCGGGCCGGCCUUCCACCGCGGGGACAACACCACCACCUACAUCUUCGUCGCCGGCGGGCCGUCCGAGGGCCUCUCGGCCAUUGACGGGCCGCAUUCGGCGCCGGCGGUGCGCGCGCAGAAGUUGAGAGAGCGCUGUGCUUUCAUCAACUCGCCCGAGAUUAUCGAACAGCUGGGGUAUUAGAAUAGAGAUGGGCUUUUCGUUUAAUGUAUAAGACGGCUGAAUGAUUUUUUUUUU
Molecule: messenger RNA, 1906 nt
Organism: Thermothelomyces thermophilus ATCC 42464
Lineage: Eukaryota; Fungi; Ascomycota; Sordariomycetes; Sordariales; Chaetomiaceae
Exons: 3
Coding region: 122-1852 (576 amino acids)
Source: RefSeq, a predicted model, not a curated record